AGGAGAUGUCGGCGGUGUGGCGCCAAUUGGACUCUCUGGGAGCUGAUGUUUGUCGCAGAUGUCAGUGUUGUGUGCGGCAACAAGCUAAGCUGGAGGUUCGUCGCCUCUACGACUUCCUCACUCGCCUCCGGCCGGAGUUCGAGCAGAGUCGUGCUCAGCUAUUGGCACGCCAUCCUCGGCUCUCUACUCUGGAGGCCCUUGCUGAGGUGCGAUCUGAGGAGGUGCGCCUACGGAGCACGGGCUUAUUGCCAUCCUCUUCAGCAGUCCUGGCUGCCCGCGUUCCACCACCGCUGCCUGGUGUGCCCUCUUCUACACAGGUGGCAGCAACCUCCACUAGUGCUUUCUGCAACUACUGCAAGCAGGAUGGUCACAUGAUCACGGAGUGCAUCAAGAGGAGGAAACAGGGUCGCCGUGGUGGCCGUCCUCAAAAGGACUCGGGAGGCUCCUCUAAUUCUCGUGAGGGCUCCCUUGAGAAGGUUCACCAGGAGAUGCCCACCUUGCUGCGCCGCCUUACUGCUUCUGCACCAUCCUCAGGUUCUGCUGGUUCUGCUGGUCAGACGUCUGGUCCACCACCGCACUCUUCGUCAGGAUCGUCGUACGGGGACUCUGGUUGGGAUCGGUCCUCGGCGCCAUGACUCUCAGCGCCUUUGGGAGCUCGAUUGGCUGCGCCUUCCUUCCGCUGCGUCCUCUAGCCAGUCGGACAUCACCACCCCUUUUGCUUCAGCUGCCACCUCCACCACAUCCUUCGCUCAGUGGCAUCAUCGAUUGGGUCACAUUUGUGGCUCUCGCUUGUCUUCUUUGGUUAGGAGUGGUGUUCUAGGGUCUGUAUCUGGUGAUAGUUCACUAACUUGUAUGGGUUGUAAGCUUGGCAAGCAGAUACAACUUCCAUAUUCCUCUAGUAAUUCUGUUUCUCAACGACCUUUUGAACUUGUUCACUCUGAUGUAUGGGGUCCUGCCCCCUUUGUUUCGAAAGGGGGUCACAAAUAUUAUAUAAUUUUCAUUGAUGAUUUUUCUCGCCACACUUGGAUCUACUUUAUGUCAUCUCGUAGUCAAGUGCUUCAAAUUUACAAGUCGUUUGCUACCAUGGUUCGCACUCAGUAUGAUUCCUCUGUUCGAGUUUUUCGUGCUGAUUCGGCUGGCGAGUACUUAUCUCGUGCGCUUCGUGGUUUCCUUGCUGAACAGGGUACCCUUCCUCAGUAUUCCUGUCCUGGUGCACACGCUCAAAAUGGGGUGGCUGAACGCAAACAUCGUCACGUCCUUGAGACUGCUCGGGCUCUUCUUUU
Molecule: messenger RNA, 1283 nt
Organism: Triticum dicoccoides
Lineage: Eukaryota; Viridiplantae; Streptophyta; Magnoliopsida; Poales; Poaceae
Exons: 2
Coding region: 6-635 (209 amino acids)
Source: RefSeq, a predicted model, not a curated record